Fusarium oxysporum Fo47 is the source of this 639-nucleotide messenger RNA. Its product is annotated as glycoside hydrolase family 3 C-terminal domain-containing protein. The record is from RefSeq and is a predicted model, not a curated record. Gene Ontology annotation, molecular function: beta-glucosidase activity. NCBI's taxonomy places the organism in Eukaryota, Fungi, Ascomycota, Sordariomycetes, Hypocreales, Nectriaceae. The transcript has 2 exons. Gene Ontology annotation, biological process: glucan catabolic process. The annotation marks the transcript as partial.
ACUAUCGUAUCUAUCAUCACCGCUGGCGCUGUCAUCAUUGAGGAAUGGCACGAUAUUGUUCCUUCGAUACUCAUAAAUUGGUACAAUGGCUGUGAAAAUGGAAGGGCUUUAGCCGAUGUCCUCGCUGGCAGAUCCAGUCCAAGCGGCCACCUUCCCUGGAGCAUGCCACGAGCAGAAGUCCAUCUACCUUCGUUUGACCCAGACGCCAACCAAGUUACUUACGACAAGUGGUUUGGUCAGAGGAUGCUCGAUAAGAUGGGCGUCGAGGCAGCUUACCCACUAGGCUUCGGUCUAUCAUACACAACUUUUGAAGUUGAGUGCAUUGACUUUGAUACUUCCUCAUUGGACGAGACUUUGAGUCUGCAAGUUGGAGCAAGGAUUUAUGGCUGCCCGGACCUAGGACCAGGUCAACACGACUUUCCAAACCGCCUACUUGCUGGAUUUCAGGUAGUUGAGCUAUCGGGACAGGAGACAAAGUGGGUGCAAGUAAAGACAUCUCUCGCUCCUUUUCGCCGUUGGGAAGAAGGCGACCUUAGGCUCACGGCUCGCUCGAUCCUGUUCCAGGUCGGCCAAUAUGCUGGAGACCAGAAGAGCUUGAGUCAUCGUUUUCACCUCAGAGGUGCCGAAGCUCGUUUAUAA